CACCAGAACCACUCACUGCCGAAGCUCGGGACAGAAAACACCCCCCAGUGGAUGAAGAUGCCGAACUUCGCCUGGUCGAACCAAGCUGGCAGCGGUCUCGAGUCGAUGGAGUCCCAGUUCGGUUCGUACCUGGCUCUGCUGACACCGAGCAGCACCAGGAAGAGGACAGAACCGAAAUGUUCAUUCAAGAUCUGCAGGAAGGCCCACCAUCCACCUGCUGAAGGAACAAGGGGUCCAGAAAGCUCUUCUUCAUGCCUUCGAUGGGAAACCUUCUGUUGCAAUGGAGGGAGUGAAGGCUGGAUAUUUCUUCUCCAUCCCACCGUCUAUCAUACGCAGUGAGCAGAAGCAGAAACUUGUAAAACAGUUGCCUCUGGAGAACAUCUGCCUGGAAACAGAUUCUCCUGCUCUCGGUCCAGAAAAACAGGUGAGAAAUGAACCAAAAAAUAUUUGUGUGUCUGCUGAGUACAUCAGUAAGAUAAAGGGCGUGUCGGUGGAGACGGUGAUGGAGGUGACGACACAAAACGCUGUGCGACUUUUCCCCAGGCUGAAGUCUGCCGUCCGACCCUGACGCUCUGCUACAGGUCACCUCCAGCUGUUUGUCCUUGAUUGUCUUUAAAAAAUGACAACACAGUAAACAUGAAAUCCUCUUAAAUCAGCCUUUUGUACCUACUGUCACUGUUAAAUUCAGAUAUUAAAGAAGAAAAGGAUGCUUUGUUUUUGAAUAUACUCCUGUAUUUAUUGAUGCAACUAUUAAAAGAAUAAAAAGGUGAUGUCCAUCUGUUCAUGAA
This is a messenger RNA of Austrofundulus limnaeus, 788 nucleotides long. RefSeq names its product putative deoxyribonuclease TATDN3. NCBI's taxonomy places the organism in Eukaryota, Metazoa, Chordata, Actinopteri, Cyprinodontiformes, Rivulidae. The record is from RefSeq and is a predicted model, not a curated record. Gene Ontology annotation, molecular function: hydrolase activity, acting on ester bonds.